AUGUUGGACACGAUUAUUAAAAACGGCCUAAUCGCCACGGAAAGCGGGGUGCUUCCAGCAGGGCAAAGCAUUGGAAUUUGCGAUGGGAAGAUAUCCGUCAUUGGAUAUGACAUCCCUGAAGGGCCUGAGACCAGAGUAAUAGAUGCCCAGGGAGCAUAUAUCACCCCCGGAGGGGUAGACUCGCAUGUCCAUCUCGCGCAAAGGAACGCACCGACUGGAGAUAACUGGGAGACAGGGACACGCAGCGCAGUUGCUGGAGGAACCACAACCGUUCUUGCAUUCGCAUCACAGACAAAGGAGAUGGAGUCUCUGUUCCCGGUUCUCGAAGACUACCACAACAAAUCUCGAGAACAGUCCUAUUGCGAUUAUGGGUUCCACUUCAUCCUCACAAACCCGACUGAAAAGAUUCUCAACGAAGAACUCACCGUUAUUGCAAAGCAAAAAGGGAUUACAAGUGUCAAAUUGUAUAUGACCUAUGAAUUGUACAAGCUGUCUGAUCGCCAACUGCUUGAAACAAUGCUAGCUUGUCAGUCAUUGGGAUUGACCACGAUGAUCCAUGCCGAGAAUAGUGAAAUCAUAGAAUUUUUGAUCCAGGGCUUGGAAAGAAACGGACACACGGAUCCCUUCUUCCACGCCGUCGCAGGCCCCAAGAUUGCAGAGGAUGAGGCCUCGUAUCGUGCUAUUAGACUUGCGGAACUGGUGGGCGCGCCAGUCCUACUUGUUCAUGUCUCUUCUGAUGGAGCAAUGAAGCAUAUAAGAGAUGCACAGACGAGGCUCCUACCUAUCCACGCUGAAACAUGUCCUCAUUACCUCUUCCUCUUAUCUGAAAGACUAAGGGCACACGAGCAUGACGCCUUUCACGGCGCGAAAGGUGUAUGCUCCCCUCCUCUUCGUCACCAUGUGGAGGAUCUUGAGGCGCUUUGGAAUGGCAUUGCAAAUGAUACAUUCACAGUUUUCUCCUCAGAUCAUGCCCCAACCAAAUAUGAUCACCCUCAAGGAAAGAAGGCUGGUAUAAUCAAUGGCAUUCCGAAGUUCAGUAAAAUUCCCAAGGGUAUUCCUGGCAUUGAAACCCGGUUGUCUCUUUUGUUCAGCGAGUCAGAAGGCUGUCUCCCCACAAGUCAAGCAAGAUUAAGCCUCGAGCGAUUUGUCCAACUCACAUCCGGCAAUCCAGCAAGAUUGUAUGGGUUGACGUCGAAGGGUGCAAUUAUGCCAGGCCUAGAUGCGGAUCUGGUGAUUUGGCAUCCACAAAACCAAGGAGAAAGAAUUAUCUCUCAGGAGAAUCUUCACCAUGAUGUUGACUACACCCCUUUCGAAGGGAUGCGGGUGAGGAAUUGGCCCCGGUUUACUAUCCUUCGUGGUGAGGUCGUUUGGAACGCAGAUGAGAACCGUGUCACGGGCGUCAAGGGAUUUGGCAAAUAUCUCAAAAGGGGUAAUGGCCGUGUUUUAGUUGGAAAGUUGGGUCGGCAACCAGCCGGUAUGAUCGAAGGGGAGUGUGAUUUAUGGCGUCCUAAAACUGUUGUUCAAUGA
Molecule: messenger RNA, 1527 nt
Organism: Penicillium crustosum
Lineage: Eukaryota; Fungi; Ascomycota; Eurotiomycetes; Eurotiales; Aspergillaceae
Product: hydantoinase/dihydropyrimidinase family protein
Exons: 2
Coding region: 1-1527 (508 amino acids)
Cellular component (GO): cytoplasm
Molecular function (GO): hydrolase activity, acting on carbon-nitrogen (but not peptide) bonds
Source: RefSeq, a predicted model, not a curated record